Molecule: messenger RNA, 1605 nt
Organism: Symbiodinium necroappetens
Lineage: Eukaryota; Dinophyceae; Suessiales; Symbiodiniaceae
Source: the annotation of a GenBank genome assembly
AUGCCCUCCGUAAUUUUAAGAGCUGAGGACAACGGUUGGGGCUAUCGUGGAUGUCAAGACCAUACUGUGUCUGGUCGCACCUGCCUUGCAUGGGAGAAGCGCUUGGCCCACCUGGAGUCCCGUCUCAAGUCUGGGGCCAACGAAAGUCACAGAACAACUCUAAAUCUGACGAGUUCUUUCUGCCGCAAUCCUGAUAACUCUUCCACGAUCUGGUGCUACGUGGGUGAGGACAAUGUGGAGUGGGAGUUUUGCCAGCCCAAGGCGGAGGUGGUUUUCCAGACAACCUUGCGGCUUCUGGGGCAGGAGACAGCAGACUUGCGGCUGUCCGGGGACCGCGACACCUGCAGAGGUUUGCAGGAGUUUGCAGUCCUGCACCCAAUGAAGGCCACUUGGGGCAGCUGCCGCAAGGGAGCCCGUGACACGUGGCGCUUCAUGCCCGUGGCAACCGCUCCUGGGAGAGCCUUGCUACAGUUCACAGGUAAUGGCCGGCAAGAGUGUGCUGGUAUGGCGGGCGAGAUGCUGAACUGCUAUGAGCACGACCUCAAUCAGCUAGUGCCCAUGGAUUCCCUGCACGAGAGCAUCAGCCGCUGGACAAUGAAGGAGCACGGACAGAAGGAGCAUCUCUGCGGUGUCGACGAACAUUCGACCUGCUAUGCCAGACCGGCCUCUUCGAACGCUCUGCAAUUCCUGGUCUCGGUUGGUAAAUUAGGUGAUCCUGUGGGCCAGCACUUCAUCUCCAAGAUCCAGUUGAAGAACACUUCAACACCCAACCAAUUCCGGUACAGUGCCUGGCCUGGGCAUACAGUUCUGUUUGUGAGUGCCAAGGACUCAGAGCUCUACCAACUGGAGGCCCACCGCGUCCAGUGUGCACGUGGCCAGGUGGCCUUCAAGUCAUGCGGGGCCACCAGCUACCAGUAUGAGUACCGCUGCUGCGACGUCGAGGGCAUGGGCGGCUGUGAGCUAGAGUUGACUCCCUGGACCAAGCGAGAGCCCUCGAGCCAUGGUCGAAUCGAGGCUCUGGCGGAGCACGUUCUGGGCUGCCAAGAGCAUUGGGUCUUGACUCAUUUCGUGCUUGAGGCCAAGGAUCCCGGCGAGAGCAAAUCAGAGGUCCGCUAUUUGUUCACCUGUUGUCAGGUGACCGCCCAUGAGCCGAUGUCUGUUGUAGCCACAAAAGAUCCGAUCCCACAGUCCUACACAGACUUCGAAGGCAACUACUUCCCUACAAAUCACGUUGAGGGGCGGCUGUUCUACGAGGCUUUCUAUCACUUCAACCGUGACUCCGUGGGCUCGGUCCAGAACUUCAGCUUUGACCCAUUUAAGGGCCACUGGUGCCUUUUCUACAGCGAGGCAGGGGGUCCACGGCGCACCGCCAAGUGCGUGGCUCAGGGGAGCAUCCAUCCCUUGCAGCUGGUCCCGGGCCUGGGGGACCCUUUCGAGGUGAAGAGCCUGGGUCCAAUCCGUUCACAGCAGGAGCCAGGCGCGCCCAUGAAGGAGCUGAAGAUCGUGAAGUUCAAGACGCCGCCACGGAUGACUCAGCGAAAGCUGGAGAAGCUCGAGCUUGAGAGGAACAGGCGAUGGACCACUUCACCCCAUCUAAGGAGAUGA